This is a messenger RNA of Guillardia theta CCMP2712, 882 nucleotides long. RefSeq lists its product as hypothetical. The record is from RefSeq and is a predicted model, not a curated record. The coding region runs from base 1 to 882 and encodes 293 amino acids. The transcript is spliced from 13 exons. Gene Ontology annotation, biological process: peptidyl-L-cysteine S-palmitoylation; protein targeting to membrane. Gene Ontology annotation, cellular component: Golgi apparatus; endoplasmic reticulum. Gene Ontology annotation, molecular function: protein-cysteine S-palmitoyltransferase activity. NCBI's taxonomy places the organism in Eukaryota, Cryptophyceae, Pyrenomonadales, Geminigeraceae.
AUGUACGUGAUCGUUCGAUGGGAUGGGGACUUGAAGAACGCGCUCAGGGCAGACGACGUGGAGGUGGUAAGGCCGAGGAAGGGGAACGCGCCCAUCGAGCUCAUGGAGGUCUUUCAUGCAUCUGCCUCGUUCGACAUGUUGAGCGACUUGCAGGUGCGAAGCUCGACCGUCAAGGCGAAUCCGGUUCACGGACAAGCUUACGGCGAGGAUGAGAUCGAAGAAGGAGGGCCAGAAAUGGUUCAGUGCGCUCAGCCUGCACUCUGCGUUGUGAAUGACAUUCAUGCAAGCAGGAAUCAGUAUCUGCCUCUAGACAGGCGCCGACCAUCGAUGGUGCCCUGCAAGAAGAAGCAACAAAUCGGGUUUGCAAGGUCUGUAAGAGGGAUCAACCUCUUCGAACAAAGCAUUGCUACGAUUGUGGCAAGAAAUUGUGUUGGAGAGUACAAUCAUCGGCUGUUCUGGUGGUAUCUCUUCUUCGAGUUCAUCACAGUCUGCUGGACCUGCUCUCUGUCUGCCUCCACCUUCAGAGCGACGUCUGGGCUCAACUGGGCGAGCGAUUGGGUUUACUACAACCUGCCAUCGUUUCUUGCAAUGCUUGUGUGCAUCGGGUUCACCAUCCUGCUCGGAGCUCUUCUCUUCUUCCAUUCCUACCUGGUCGUCACCGGACAAACGACGUGGGAAGCAAGCAGCAUUGGGAACGUGACGUACCUCAAGGGGCUGCCGGUCGGAAUCUAUCCGUUCUCUGAGGGGUGGAUCCACAACGUCAGGAGAUUCUGCUUCCGGAGCUCUCGAGAUCCCCCGACAAGGUGGCCACAGCCCGAGCCACCAUGGCAGGAGGGGCAGCGGUUUUGGUGGCUAGAAAACGAGUACUGGAGUUGCUUCUGA